CCCUGGUUAUUGCUGAAAUACCGCGUCAAUAGAAAAAACAGUACGUAUUCAAAAUAACUGAUAGGUGUAAGGACUCGAUUAUAAUAUUUGACUUUUGUGGCAAAGAAAACUAUAGGAAUAUUUAUUUAUGAGCCGAACAGCAAGAAGUUUAUAAAGAAUUUAAAACGCAAAGACAAUAUGAAAGCAAUUGCUCGUACGCCACUACGGCCACCGAAGACACCACGUUGCCCAACGCAACAUACUGAACGUAAAUCAGAUCAUGAAGCUAAUAAGCCACGGGAUCCCGUCCAUGUUUACUGCCGUGUUCGACCAUUACAAUCGGAUGCUGAUUUAUCCUGUCUACGCGUAAAAAACUCGACCACUGUUGCUUUGUCUCCACCCGAACAGGCAUUGCAGCACAAACAAGGUGCUCAUCGUGAGAUGCAGUACAUUUUCAAGCAUGUUUUCGAACCACACAUUUCACAAGCCGAUGUUUUCACUGCUGUUGCACAACCACUAGUAGAAAAUCUUAUUCGCGGUCGUAAUAGUCUGCUAUUUACAUACGGCGUAACUGGAAGUGGCAAAACAUACACAAUGACAGGCGAUAAUCAUCACCGAGGAAUAAUGCCUCGUUGUUUGGAUACGUUAUUCAAAACAAUAUCAGAUUACCAAGCUAAAAAGUAUAUUUUCAAACCUGACAAGCUUAAUGGUUUUGAGAUUUCAUCGGAAGCCGACGCACUGCUUGAACGACAGGCGGAGAUGAAUAGACGGUUUGCAGUUGGGGAACGUGGCGCACUAAGGCGAAAGGAUUCUGAUCCUGAAAUCGCUUCGCAAGCAUCGUGUGAUAUACCACCCGUACAAGGGCUUGAAGAAGACAACAUGUUUGCAGUUUUUGUCACAUACAUUGAGAUUUACAAUAAUAGUGUUUUCGACUUGCUUGAGGAUGACGGUCCCCAGAAAACUCUGCAAAGUAAGAUUAUCCGUGCAGAUGCCAAUCAUAACAUGUUCGUGCAUGGAGUAACUGAAAUUGAAAUAAAAUCUGUGGAGGAAGCUAUCGAAGCAUUCCAAUUUGGUCAAAAACGGAAACGUAUGGGUCACACAGUGCUGAAUGCAGAAUCUAGCCGAAGUCACUCUGUGUUUAAUAUACGUUUAGUGCAAGCUCCGACUGAUAGUCAGGGUGAGCAUGUUGUACAAGAUAAACGCACCAUAGUUGUAAGCCAACUUUCACUGGUCGAUUUGGCUGGCAGUGAACGUUCAUCACGCACAAAAAACACUGGAAUCCGUUUGCGUGAAGCCUCAAGUAUUAACAAUUCACUGAUGACACUUCGCACUUGUUUGGAAUAUCUACGGGAAAAUCAACAAGCGCCUCCUAAUAGUGCACCGAAGAAAAUUCCGUAUCGUGAUUCGAAGCUGACACAUAUGUUCAAAAAUUAUUUUGACGGUGAGGGACAAGUGUCCAUGAUAGUUUGUAUCAAUCCCCGUGCGGAAGACUAUGAUGAAAACACGCAAGUAAUGAAAUUCGCUGAAAUGACACAAGAAGUGCAGAUUGCGCGUGCUACACCCAUAAAGCCCGAUCUUGGACUAACGCCCGGACGUCGAAAGGCAAACAAACUUUUCAAAAUUGCCGUGAACAAUCUAAACGACUUAGGGCAAACCGAAGCAAAUAAUUUAGAUGUGGAUAUUGGUUUAGUCUACUCAUUAGGUUCUGGAUUUCCUGAUUAUAAAAUUGACAGCCCCGAAGCGCAAACCGCCAUACAGGAAUUGAUGCAGUAUUUAAUGCAACGCAUAGAGAAACGUAAAAUAUUGUGUGCCGACCUGGAGACUCGUUGUGAUAACUUCCGUUCACAUUUGAUGCAAAUGGAAAGGGAAAACCUGCAGUUACGUACCGAAUUAGCAUCUUUGAAAACAGUUUACAAACAGGAACGCGAUCGCAUGGUAUCAAUGGAAAAUAAAAUACGUGUCCACGAAAGCUCCAUCGACGAACUGAACAAUAAAUUAAGUAAUCGCGAACGCCAAAUCGAUGACCUUACACGGAAGUUAAGAGAUCAACAAAAUUUGCUCACUCAAAAGGAGCAUGAGAAGGAGAAACAGAAAAAGAAAUUUACAUCCAAGUUGGCUGUGGAGGUUGAUAAAAAAGAUCGUGAGCUAGAAGUAAGGUUGCGAGAACAGCGGGACAAAAUGCGCGAGAAGAUGCGCGUUCGGGAUGAGAAGCUACGUCUCGUAUCGAACAUUAUACAAUCGGAAGAUAUUCCUAGUCUCGUACGCCGAAAUAGUAAUGAAAAUAUUUUUGACGAAAAGAUGGCCAUUGUGGAGCCACCGUCGGCAACUCGUGCUGAAUCUACACAAAUAAAUAGUGCACGUACCGACCUCUACGGCACGCCACGUCAUGUUAGGGGAAUGGCUGCAGCAAACAGUAGGCAUCGCCGCUCACGUUCCGCUGGCGAAAAGUGGAUUGAGCAUCGUGCACCCAAUCCUGUGCCACUCGGAACGAUUCUGCAACCAUACCUUAAAAAUCGUAAAUCGGUUACCAAACUCACCGAUGCUAAAGAGCUCACCAAUCACAAGAACACAAAAUAUUGUCUAGUUUCCCAAGAAGCAGACACAGAUGGAGAUGUCGAAACUAAACUCUACAAAGGAAACGUCAUUCCAACCUGCGGCGGUGGAGCCCAAGUUGUAUUCGAUGACGUGGAGUGCUUGAAGCAAAAAUCACCGGUGCCCUCACCGAAUCGCAAACGUCCAAGUAAUGGUGAGGCGACCUUCAGUGGCUUGGGUGGUGUUACUUCUUCGGCAUUGUCAGCAGCAGCAUUCAGUGGCGGCACCUCUGCUGCUCAAGAUUUAAUAUCGCGUUGUAAUGUUGGGAUCGAAGGUCACAACAACAAGCGCACAAAAGUGUAGAGGAAGUUAGAAGAACUACCGUCCUUUUAUAAUGAUAACAACAAUGGGUCAUCACCAUCCAUGUAUUACAUUUAUUUUCUAUAUUUUUUCACAGCUACGAGCAUACUAGAGCGAUCAGUUGGUCAUAGACGUAUAUAUUUUCAAAAGUAUUGCAUAUUUAGUUUCAAUUUAUUGUGGUAUAACUGAUUGAAAUCGUUGCUUACCUUAAUAAUUUAACAGGAACUGGUAUGUUCUUGUAUUUUUUUUUUCUUUUUUGUUAUUAAUUUCGUAUUCAAUCACGGUACUAUACAAUAAUACUAUUUGUAAUCAUAUAUAUACUCAUAAAACCCAUGUAUUUGCAAGCUUUUAAAACUGCAAA
Messenger RNA from Anastrepha ludens (Mexican fruit fly), 3232 nucleotides. It is a transcript of the gene pav, whose product is annotated as kinesin-like protein KIF23. Gene Ontology annotation, biological process: microtubule-based movement. The coding region runs from base 178 to 2874 and encodes 898 amino acids. The record is from RefSeq and is a predicted model, not a curated record. Gene Ontology annotation, cellular component: kinesin complex; nucleus; microtubule. The transcript has 5 exons. Lineage: Eukaryota; Metazoa; Arthropoda; Insecta; Diptera; Tephritidae. Gene Ontology annotation, molecular function: ATP binding; microtubule binding; ATP hydrolysis activity.